Molecule: messenger RNA, 1791 nt
Organism: Parascedosporium putredinis
Lineage: Eukaryota; Fungi; Ascomycota; Sordariomycetes; Microascales; Microascaceae
Source: the annotation of a GenBank genome assembly
AUGAUUCAGAAAAUCGUCAAGAACAUCAUGAUGGAGGAGUUGCUCGACGCGCCUCUGUACACAAGUUCUCCCACCAUGUCCAAGAGGGCGAGGCUCCUAAGGGACAUCAACUCCAAGGACAAGAGGUUCCGCCUCAUCAUCUCGGCGGUGGAAAGACUGCCCAGGGGUCCUCCGCGUGAAGAACAUGACCCCGUGGACUUUGACAUCACUACGGCUACCGUGAAUCCCGUCUACGCCCUUGCAGAUACCCUAGAGGCCCCGUUUGAGCUUGUUCUUCGCAACGGAAACACCAUUUACCCCUUAGCCUUUUGCACUCUCCCGGAUGCCCUGAUUUUCCAGCAGAGCCUGACCGGGUACGAGGUAGCAGACGGAUACUGCCAGAACAACACCACUGCCAGCUUCGUCAUCCUCGGACAAGAGCGCCUCUUCGAAACCGCCGCUGUCCAGAUCUGGGUCCCUAACCGCCUCCCCGGCACGCUCGUAGCCGACAGCGCCGAGUUUACCAGCCCCAUCGACCGGCCCAUGUCCUCCGUCUCCUACCCUUCCUCCCCUAUCGCCACGUCUCCCACGGCCACCAUGCAGCUCCCUCCCAGCGUGGGAUUCCGAUCCCCUUCCCCGCUCAUGGACUCCUUCUCCGCCGAGUUCGCCGGCAUGGGUCUCAGCUCCAGCCCUGGCCAGCUGCACUCGCAGACCAUGGGCAACGAGCAAUACCACCACCACUACCAGCAGCAGCAGCAGCAGCAGCAACAACAGCACCAACAACAACCCUACCUAUACGCCCAGGCCCAGCCCCAACCCGCACCCCAAGCCCUAUACACCCAAGCCCAGCCCCAACCCGUCCCCCAAGCCUACUCCUCCCCGCUCCCCACGGCCGCGCGUUUCCAGAACCACCCCUUCCCCGCCCCAGCCCAAGCCCCCAACGCGCACUACUCACCCCGCACGCGCUCUACGCCCCGCUCAGCACCUCCCCGCCCAAGACACGGUCGCCAGCAGCCGCAAGAACUCCGUCUUCUCCUUCUUCAGCAGCAGCGGCGGCAAGACCAAGAAGAAGCGCGGGUACAGCGUCAGCUCCAAGAUGACGGCCGUCACCGCCGCCACCAGCAUGACGGGCGCCAGCAGCGUCACGUACAAGAGCUCGUCCAGCUCCGCCUCCAACGGCGGCACCGCCGGCGGCGGCGGCACCGGCACCGUGACCAUCGUCUCCAGCGGGGCCGCGCCCAGUCCGCCGUCGUGCACGCCAAGCCCCUCAAGCCCCUCCUCGUGCUCUUCACGCGCCACCCCAAAACGGGCGAGCGCGCCACCGUCGUCAUCGCCGUCGACGAGAGGACGAUGCCCAACCCCAGCUCCUGCUCCUGCCAGCAGGGCGUCGCCGCCGACGGCAAGCCCUGCAAGAUCACUGCCCUGGAGCAGACGGGCGGCGAGCGGCCCCUCGAGGCCCGCCGUCUCCCCACCGCGGGCGAGUGGGAUAUCCUCCUCCUCGCCAGCCCCCGUCGCUCCGAGCCUCGCGGCCUCGCCGGCGCCGCGUGGAAGGGCCUCCUCCGCCUGAGCCUCCUCUUCGCCGACCACAAUGACCGCUUCGUGUUUGGUGGUGGCUUUUGCCGGUGUCCGCAGAUUACGAGGGGCCAGCUCAUGGAGUGCAUGAUCAAGGGCCACGUCGGCCUCCUCGGCCAGGCCCGCGAGCUGUAUCGGAGCCGUUUUCGGCAGUGGUACGAGGGGCGGUAUGAGAAGGCCGUUCACGUUUCCCAUCAGUCCAUCAAUGAGGGCGGUGGGGAAUAUGAGUGGGAUAGGUAG